AAACAUACGCGCUGGUGCCGCAGUGAAAACGUAUAAACGCUUCACAUUUUCGUUGGUUUUCCUGUGUUUUUAGUGGCAAUAUUGGUGAGACAUUACUAUAUUUGCAAAGGUUCCGUGAAUUUGGUAAUAAACCAUGGAUCAGGAUUUGUACGAUGAAUUCGGCAACUACAUUGGCCCAGAUCUGGAGAGCGACGAUGACGAUGAUCAGAGCAUCUACGGGCAGCCCGAGCAGCCGGACGAAAUGGAUGAGGAUGCAAUUGAGGAGGACGAAAUAGAGGCGGAUGAUGAGAAGCGUUCCCGGGCGAUUGUGUUACAUGAAGACAAGAGAUACUAUCCGACGGCCUUAGAGGUGUAUGGGCAGGACGUAGAGACGAUAGUUCAAGAGGAGGACGCUCAACCUCUGGACAAGCCUCUCAUUGAGCCGGUGAAGAAAAUGAAGUUUCAGCUGAAGGAGCAAGAGCUGCCCGAAACGACCUACAACAUGGAGUUUCUCGCUGAUCUGAUGGAUACGCCGCCACUGAUAAGAAAUGUGGCUCUUGUGGGUCAUUUACAUCAUGGUAAGACCACAUUUGUCGACUGCCUCGUGCGUCAGACUCAUCCGCAGUUUCAGGUGAUGGAGGAGAGAAAUCUCCGAUACACAGACACACUGUUCACUGAGCAGGAGCGCGGUGUGAGCAUCAAGGCGACGCCCAUCACGCUCGUCUUGCCAGAUGUGAGACAGAAGAGCUUCUUGAUGAACAUCUUUGACACUCCCGGCCAUGUGAAUUACUCUGAUGAGGUGACUGCGGCGCUAAGGAUCUGCGACGGAGUUGUUCUGUUUGUGGAUGCCGCCGAAGGGGUGAUGCUGAACACUGAGCGUCUGCUGAAGCAUGCAAUUCAGGAGAAAAUGGCCAUCACAAUCUGCAUCAACAAGAUUGAUCGUCUGGUGCUCGAGCUGAAACUUCCUCCUCAGGAUGCGUAUUUCAAGCUAAAGCACAUUGUUGAGGAGAUUAAUGCCCUAAUUGGCAUUUACACCGGCUCUGGAGGAAAUGCACCUGUUAUCUCACCAAUUCUGGGUAAUGUUUGCUUCGCCAGCUCACUUUAUGGCUUCUGCUUCACUCUCAAGUCCUUCGCGAAGAUGUAUGCCGACACUUAUCCUGGUGUGAACAUCGUGGAGUUCUCACGACGCCUUUGGGGUGACAUGUACUUCCACUCGAAGUCACGACGAUUCACCAAGAAAUCGCCACACAAUUCAGCACAGCGGAGCUUCGUGGAGUUCAUCCUUGAGCCACUGUACAAGUUGUUUGCUCAGGUUGUUGGCGAUGUUGACACCACGUUGAUGGACACUCUGACUGAACUAAACAUAAAGUUGACGAAGGAGGAAUCCAAGAGCAACAUUCGACCUCUUUUGCGUCUGAUAAUGAAUCGCUUCUGUGGGGAUUUCUGUGGAUUCGUCGACAUGUGUGUGGAGCAUAUAAAGUCUCCUCUGGACAACAGCAAAAACAAGGUGGAUCACAUUUACACGGGAGUCAAAGAGGGUUCACUCUACGAUGACAUGCUGAAAUGCAACCAGAACGGACAUCUUAUGGUGCACAGCUCGAAAAUGUAUCCCACGGAAGAUUGUACGUUUUUCCAAGUGCUCGCUCGGGUGGUCAGUGGAACUCUGCAUGCUGGACAGGAGGUGCGAGUGCUUGGUGAGAAUUAUUCUCUGCAAGAUGAGGAAGACUCCAGAGUUCUUCAAGUGGGUCGGCUCUGGAUCUACGAGGCGCGGUACAAGGUGGAGCUGAAUCGCGUACCAGCUGGAAAUUGGGUUCUGAUUGAGGGAAUUGAUCAGUGUAUUGUGAAAACAUCCACAAUCACGGACGUUGAUCACUCUGAGGACAUGUAUAUAUUCCGGCCGCUGAAAUUCAAUACUCAAAGCAUUAUUAAGAUUGCUGUGGAGCCGGUGAAUCCCUCAGAAUUGCCCAAGAUGCUGGAUGGAUUGAGGAAAGUGAACAAAUCCUAUCCAUUGUUGAGCACCAGAGUUGAGGAGUCUGGUGAGCACGUUAUUCUGGGUACGGGAGAGUUGUAUUUGGACUGUGUGAUGCAUGACUUGCGGAAGAUGUACUCAGAAAUUGACAUCAAAGUGGCCGAUCCGGUGGUGGCGUUUUGUGAAACUGUCGUGGAGACGAGUUCGCUGAAGUGCUUCGCCGAGACGCCGAAUAAGAAGAACAAAGUGACUAUGAUUGCUGAGCCGCUGGAGAAGGGACUGGCGGAGGACAUUGAGAACGACGUGGUGAGCAUUGGAUGGAAUAAGAAGAGAUUGGGAGAAUUCUUCCAAGUGAACUACGACUGGGAUCUUCUGGCGGCCCGAUCGAUCUGGGCAUUUGGACCGGAUGUCACUGGGCCCAAUAUUCUCGUGGACGAUACUCUGCCCUCUGAGGUGGACAAGAGUCUGCUGGGAACAGUGAAGGACUCCAUCGUGCAGGGCUUUCAGUGGGGCACUCGCGAAGGACCGCUCUGUGAGGAGCCCAUCAGGAAUGUGAAGUUCAAGAUCCUGGACGCGGUUAUUGCAAAUGAACCUCUCCAUCGUGGUGGAGGUCAAGUGAUCCCGACAGCGCGAAGAGUGGCAUAUUCGGCUUUCCUAAUGGCCACGCCACGUCUGAUGGAGCCCUAUCUCUUCGUGGAAGUUCAGGCUCCUGCUGAUUGUGUGUCUGCAGUGUACACUGUGUUGGCGAGAAGGAGAGGACAUGUCACCCAGGAUGCACCUGUUCCCGGAUCUCCGCUGUACACAAUCAAAGCCUUCAUUCCGGCAAUUGAUUCAUUUGGUUUUGAGACUGAUCUCCGAACUCACACGCAGGGUCAAGCAUUUUGUCUGUCAGUCUUCCAUCACUGGCAAAUUGUGCCGGGAGAUCCUCUCGACAAGAGCAUCAUCAUUCGACCACUGGAACCUCAGCCAGCCACACAUUUGGCUCGGGAAUUCAUGAUUAAGACUAGAAGGAGGAAAGGUCUCUCAGAGGAUGUCUCCAUCAACAAAUUCUUCGACGAUCCCAUGUUGCUGGAGUUGGCGCGACAAGACGUCCUCCUCAAUUAUCCACUAUAAGGUAUUUAUGUAAGUCCUCACUCCCACAAAACGAUGCUCUUUUUCCUCUGGAUCAUUCGCUGCUGAUGAUGGAACUUCUGAACUUUCUGGAAGUGCUCGAGAAGAGCAUUGAAAUC
This is a messenger RNA of Phlebotomus argentipes, 3177 nucleotides long. RefSeq names its product 116 kDa U5 small nuclear ribonucleoprotein component. Lineage: Eukaryota; Metazoa; Arthropoda; Insecta; Diptera; Psychodidae. The transcript is spliced from 5 exons. Gene Ontology annotation, molecular function: GTPase activity; GTP binding; U5 snRNA binding. The record is from RefSeq and is a predicted model, not a curated record. Bases 134 to 3061 code for a protein of 975 amino acids. Gene Ontology annotation, biological process: mRNA splicing, via spliceosome. Gene Ontology annotation, cellular component: U4/U6 x U5 tri-snRNP complex; cytosol; U2-type catalytic step 2 spliceosome.